GACUUUUUUUUUCGCCCACUGAGGCAUUUCAUGAAAAAAUAUCUCAAGAUGCGGGUGUUUUGGUUUUUUCUCGGGUGCUUACCUUUAAUUGCAGUUCAGGCUUCUGCUGACAAAGUGAUCUACUGCUAUUUCGGCAGCUGGUCAUGCUAUCGUCCAAAAAAUGGUAAAUUCAUCGUGGAGGAUAUUGACCCAUCGCUGUGCACGCACCUGGUGUACACAUUCGUGGGUCUAGAAGGUGACAAUGUGAGCAUUCUGGAUCCCUGGCAGGAUCUCCCUGACUCCUCAGGAAAGGACGGAUUCCGUCGUUUCAAUGAACUUCGUCUGAAGUCCCCCGGUCUGAAAACCAUGAUCGCCAUGGGAGGAUGGAACGAAGGCUCAACUCAAUAUUCCGAAAUGGCGUCAACACUCGAAUCUCGUCGGAAAUUCAUCAACAACGUCGUCAGGUUCAUCACGAAAUACGGAUUCAACGGUUUUGAUUUGGACUGGGAGUAUCCAGCACAGCGUGGGGGAGUACCAGAGGAUCGUGAAAAUUAUGUUGCACUCCUGAAGGAGUUGAGACUGCGUUUUGAUGAGGAGGGACUUAUUCUGAGUGCGGCUGUGGCUGCUGCUGAGUCAUCAGCCUCGAAAUCCUUCAUCAUUCCUGAGAUCAGCAAGUAUCUGGACUUCAUCAACAUCAUGGCUUAUGAUUUUCAUGGAGCCAAGGAUCCUGUCACUGGAAUUAAUGCACCACUUCGGGUGUCUCGUGAUGAUGCACCGAAGGACAGGAAGUGGAAUGUCGAAGCCGCUGUUAAAUACUGGCUGCAACAAGGUGCACCCAAGGAGAAACUCAUCCUCGGGAUGCCACUGUAUGGACGCACUUUUACUCUUAUCAAUUCAGCGAAUAAUUCGGUUGGAGCUCCUGCUCGUGGACCUGGUGCUGCUGGGCCUUAUACUCGGGAGCCUGGGGUUCUCGCGUAUAAUGAAAUCUGUGAGAGCCAGGCCAGGGGUGGGUGGAAAAUUGUUUUCGAUGAUGAGAGAUACGUACCCUACAUGAGCAAGGGAAACCAGUGGGUGGGAUAUGACAAUGUCAAAUCGAUUGCGGGAAAAGCAAAACUCAUCAAGGAUUUGGAUCUGGCUGGUGCGAUGGUAUGGAGUGUCGACUUUGACGACUUCAGGGGAAUUUGUGGUGAGAAAUAUCCACUCCUGAAGACUGUUAAUGCAGUUCUCCAGGGUCGAACGCCAGUUCCUGACGAAAAAACUACAACACAAACCCCAGGACAACCAGAAUCAACGCCUCCAUCGAGCCGUUGCGAAAAAGAGGGACUCUUCCCUGAUCCUCAUUCCUGCGGCUUCAUCAGCUGUAUUAAAAAUCAUUCAGGUGAAUUCAUCGAACAUGCCAUGCAGUGCCCCCCUGGUUUGUGCUUCAAUCCAAAAAAUAAAAUCUGCGAUUGGUCACCCAAUGAGUGGAUUCUCUCAGAUUAAUUGGAAUUGAUAAAAAUUCAUUGAUUCUCAUACUCUGCAAUGCAUUAAUUCAAUUUUUCAAGUGUCAUGAUAAUUUCUAAAAAAACAUUGACUACAAAUUUUCGUUGCAAUAAAUUUAUGAAGUGUGAA
Molecule: messenger RNA, 1590 nt
Organism: Fopius arisanus
Lineage: Eukaryota; Metazoa; Arthropoda; Insecta; Hymenoptera; Braconidae
Product: chitinase-3-like protein 1
Exons: 5
Coding region: 31-1461 (476 amino acids)
Biological process (GO): carbohydrate metabolic process; chitin catabolic process
Cellular component (GO): extracellular region
Molecular function (GO): chitin binding; chitinase activity
Source: RefSeq, a predicted model, not a curated record